GUGAUAUCUAGUUUACGUGAUUUGUGGACCGUGUAUCACCAGCGCAGCAAUGUACAACAAUUACGGCAACGCGAUGACGACGGACCAGUUCCGCAAGGUAGAACAAUACUCGCCAAAAUCGUCCCCCCGUGCUGGAGGGGCCGGUGGCCGAUCACCCGUUGUCGCCCGCCAGGAUUCCUCCGGCACGCUCAAAACCACCAUUCAGCUCGGCAAAAACCCUUCGAUACUGCACAGUGGACCAUUUUACUUAAUGAAGGAACCACCAGGAGAAGGUGAACUAACGGGGGCCACAAACCUGAUGGCACAUUAUGGCUUAGAGCAUUCGUAUAGUAAAUUUAGUGGUAAGAAGGUUAAGGAACAGCUAUCAUCAUUUCUCCCGAAUUUACCUGGCGUCAUCGAUGGACCAGGACAUCUCGAUAAUAGUUCCCUUCGAAGUGUGAUCGAAAAACCACCCAUUGUUGGCAAAGAACUGCUUCCACUUACCAGCGUUCAGCUGGCCGGAUUCCGCCUGCAUCCAGGACCGCUUCCGGAGCAGUACAAACACCUGAAAACCGCACCAACUAGAAAGCAUAAGAAUAAGCAUAAGAAACACAAACACAAGGACGGUGUGGCACCGCCGGAACAGUCCGCACUGGAAGCAGCCGGGCUCGAUACUCACGAGAAGAAGCACAAAAAGCAGAAAAGACACGAAGACGACAAGGAGCGCAAGAAGCGGAAAAAGGAGAAAAAGCGUAAAAAGCAGCGCCAUAGUCCGGAGCAUCCGGGUGGUGGCGCCACCUCCGUGCCACCGCAAACGCAAGUCUAUUAAAGAAACAAAUUCAUAGUGAACCGAUCGAUAAGCUGGCAACGGGAGCAAAUCUGAUCAUCUACAACUCGAGCGCCUACUACCAUCGGGAAAUGUCGUACGAAACCUCAUCUUACACACGAAUGGUAAACUAUGCUGUGCAGUAGUCGGACCAAAAUAUCGCCCUUAAUUAUUCCUUGGCGUCACUUCCAAUGCACGAAUGCAGUACCGUACGUCGGGCUUACAUUUUUUCGGAAAUAGUUGAAAGGAUGUGCUGGAACCAAAAACAAACAUAAAUUGCCUCAA
This is a messenger RNA of Anopheles coustani, 1090 nucleotides long. RefSeq names its product mediator of RNA polymerase II transcription subunit 19 (gene MED19). Gene Ontology annotation, molecular function: transcription coregulator activity; transcription factor binding. Gene Ontology annotation, biological process: positive regulation of transcription by RNA polymerase II. Gene Ontology annotation, cellular component: mediator complex. The transcript is spliced from 4 exons. Bases 50 to 808 code for a protein of 252 amino acids. The record is from RefSeq and is a predicted model, not a curated record. NCBI's taxonomy places the organism in Eukaryota, Metazoa, Arthropoda, Insecta, Diptera, Culicidae.